Chelonus insularis is the source of this 450-nucleotide messenger RNA. Its product is annotated as acyl-CoA-binding protein homolog. NCBI's taxonomy places the organism in Eukaryota, Metazoa, Arthropoda, Insecta, Hymenoptera, Braconidae. The record is from RefSeq and is a predicted model, not a curated record. Bases 130 to 393 code for a protein of 87 amino acids. Gene Ontology annotation, biological process: fatty acid metabolic process. Gene Ontology annotation, molecular function: fatty-acyl-CoA binding. The transcript is spliced from 3 exons.
UGGAACAGUUAUGUUGCAGAAAAACAGCAACUGGUAAAUGCUAAGUCAGUAGAGGAGAAGCUGAAGAAUACCUCAGACUAUCAACACAAGAGUUAAAAGAAGAUCUUUAUUGGAAAUAAAAUAGACAACAUGACGAUAGAUCAGGAUUUUGAAAAAGCAGCUGAAGAUGUGAAGAAUUUAUCAAAACGGCCUUCUGAUGAUGAACUAUUAGAAUUAUAUGCAUUAUUCAAGCAAGCCACAGUUGGUGACGUUAAUACAGCUCGUCCUGGAGUAUUCGAUAUGAAAGGAAAAGCUAAAUGGGAUCGUUGGAAUAGUAAGAAAGGAACAUCACAGGAAAAUGCUAAAAAAUCUUAUAUAACAUAUGCAGCUGGACUUCUUGCUACUUACAAAUAAAAUAAUUUAUGUAAAUGAGUAUCUAUAUUAAUACAAAGAAACCAAAAAAAUAGAAUA